Messenger RNA from Prorocentrum cordatum, 678 nucleotides. Lineage: Eukaryota; Dinophyceae; Prorocentrales; Prorocentraceae. The record is from the annotation of a GenBank genome assembly.
GGCCUCGUCUUGAUGGCGGACGAGGUGUACCAGGAGAACGUGCUGACCCAGCACCCGUUCAAGUCCGUGUCUAGCAUCGCGCACGAGAGCGGCAUCGACGUGGAGCUGGCGUCCAUGCACUCCCUGUCCAAAGGUUUCUUGGGCGAGUGUGGUGUUCGUGGCGGCUACCUCGUCCUCGAGAACUUCGACGAGGAAGUUCUGCAGCAGUUCGUCAAGAUCAAGUCCAUCGAGUUGUGUUCCAACACCAUCGGUCAGCUGUCCGUGGGCCUCAUGGUGCGGCCGCCCACGGCAGACGCCGCCCCGCGCUACGAGCAGGAGAAGAGGGCGGUGCUCGAGGAGCUGAGGGCCAAGGCGGGCAUCCUCACCGAGACGCUGCGCCAGCUCGAGGGAAUCACGAUGCCCGCCAUCGGUGGUGCGAUGUACGCGUUCCCGCAGGUCAGACUGCCGAGGAAGGCCAUCGCCGAGGCGGAGGAGAAGGGCGUGCCGCCAGACGAGUACUACUGCGUGCAGGCGCUCCAGCAGACGGGGCUCGUGGUGGUGCCCGGCUCCGGCUUCAGGCAGGCGGAAGGCACUUUCCACUUCCGCACCACGUUCUUGCCCACCAGGGCGGCGAUGCAGGAUGCUCUCUCCAGAUUUGCAGAGUUCCACAAGGCGUUCAUGGCGAAGUACGCGGCGUAG